Messenger RNA from Pocillopora verrucosa, 3338 nucleotides. RefSeq lists its product as uncharacterized. Gene Ontology annotation, molecular function: serine-type endopeptidase activity. NCBI's taxonomy places the organism in Eukaryota, Metazoa, Cnidaria, Anthozoa, Scleractinia, Pocilloporidae. Gene Ontology annotation, biological process: proteolysis. Gene Ontology annotation, cellular component: membrane. The record is from RefSeq and is a predicted model, not a curated record.
AUGGAAGUGUUUGGAGUGGACGCACUUGGCUAUUGUUACAAGACUCUAGAAGUGAACGCUACCACGAAAAAAGACCUUGCUGAAUUGUUGCUUGUUUCUUUUUCAGUGUCAUGCGGAUAUCGACCAAGUGGCAUGCGUAUUGUUGGUGGGUCAGUCGCCCCAAUCAAUAGCUGGCCCUGGCAGGCGAUGCUGCGGAACAGUUAUGGUUGGCAGUUUUGCGGUGGUAGUUUGAUACAUCCGUUCUGGGUUGUCACGGCCGCUCAUUGCGUACAUGGAAAAUCCGCGUCGUCGGUGAAAGUCCUAUUGGGGGCACAUUACAAAUCUUAUGGCAAUGUCAGCACAGAGCAGAAUUUUGAUGUUAUAAAAAUAAUUGAACAUGAAAGCUACAAUAGCCCAUACCGCUGGAGCAAUGAUAUAGCUCUAUUACGGUUAUCAAAACCGGCUAAGCUUGGAAAAGGAGUUGGGCUUGUUUGCCCUCCGGAUACGAGUUUUAAGCUUCCUUUCGAUAGUCCUAACAAGAAGUGCUGGAUAACUGGUUGGGGAAGACUUUCGUACAAUGGAACCUAUCCCAACGAGUUGAUGCAAGUUGAUUUACCUUUGGUAUCAAAAAAGCGCUGUAUUACGUCAUACCCAGAUAAAAUCGAUGACUCUAUGAUAUGCGUUGGCCAAGAUGAAGGUGGAAUAGGAGGUUGUUCUGGCGACAGCGGUGGACCACUUGUGUGUGAGUUCAGUGGUAAAUGGUAUCUGGAGGGAGCUACUAGUUGGGGGAGCAAACGCUGCGCAGACCCAUUGAAAUACACUGUAUAUGCCAACAUUCGCCAUUUAAAGUCGUGGAUAACAAGCAAGAUGUCCUCUUUCCCUGUUACGGCGUUUUACCUAUCAUGUAAUUUUGACAAAAGUCUGUGUUCGGGCUGGGAGCAGUCUUACUCAGAUGCUUUCGACUGGACACGACAUCGGGGUUCAACUCCAUCUCUGUCUACAGGACCAUCCUAUGACCACACUAGUGGAUCAGGAUAUUAUAUGUACAUCGAGGCAUCGUCCCCUCGAGUUAUGGGUGAUAAAGCAAAGCUUGAACUCUCCUUAUGCGGAAAUGGAGAUGAGGCUUGUCUUACAUUCUACUAUCACAUGUACGGAAACACUACGGGGACCCUAAAUGUCUUCAGUGGAAGUAAGGUUGUAUUCAGUGCCUCAGGAAACAAAGGCAACUAUUGGCAGAAGGCCGAACGAACUAUUUAUUUGGACAAAGUUGUCACUUUUGAGGGGAUAGUAGGAUCAUCUUUUAAGGGAGACAUUGCCAUUGAUGACGUUUCGAUUAAGAGCGGACGCUGUCUUACAUCACCAGCAACCACGACAUGUAAUUUUGACAGUAGACUGUGCUCCGGUUGGUUGCAGUCUUACUCCGAUGUCUUUGACUGGACACGAAAUAGGGGAGCAACGACAUCUUCUAACACUGGCCCAGACUACGAUCACACCACAGGCUUUGGCUACUAUAUGUACAUCGAAGCCACCAAGAAAAAUGCUGGUGACAACGCCAAGUUAAAGCUUUAUUUAAACGGAAACGGAGAAGUCUCUUGCCUUAGGUUCUAUUAUCACAUGUAUGGAGAUACUAUUGGGGCACUCAAUGUCUACAGUGAAAAUCAUUUAAUAUUCAACUCUAUUGGAAAUCAUGGAAACCUUUGGAUAAAGGCAGAAAGGACAUUUCAUUCAGAUACAACAUUGACAUUUGAAGGAAUAGUAGGAUAUUCCUUCACUGGUGACAUAGCCAUUGAUGACGUCACCGUAUCCAGUGGGAGCUGCUCAGGGCAAACUCCGCCUCCAACAUGGCAUUCAGCUCUGACAACUAUUGAGCCUUCUUUAAAACCUAACAGUUCCAACAAUGUGACCACCCAAAAGCCGUCCAUGCCAGUUGAUUCUCCAACAACCAAGGGGAAUUUUACGUCGACCCACGUGCUGACUUACAAUCCGACUACUAUUCCUCGCACUCCAUCGGCAAAAGAAAUACAAGAAGCAGUAAUGUUAAAAAUGACAAAUUUUGAUAUGAAGAAGUGGAAGGAGAUGGAAGCAGACUUUAAACGAGAAGUUGCAAGUGCAGCUAAUGAAUAUUGUGCAGAUGGAGGAGCAUCCUGUCAAACAAGUCUUCGUCGGAGACGAUCAUCCGAUAGCAUGAAGAACCUCAUUGGGAACCCUCAAUUCUCAGACGAUAUGGUUCAGAUUGUCUCUGGUUACCCAAGGCUGUCACCGGACGAUCCAAGCAUAACGUUGUUGGCUUUUUACCUACAACUUCCUGGAGGUGUCGGAGAUAAUUUGGUCAGCGAAGAUGUCCUGAAAAACAUCGUGAAAAGCGAUAUAAAAUCUAUUGAAGGGUCGAUGGGUGUUAGCAUCACAACUGUUCAGUCAAUGCCAUCCACUAAGAAUGAAGUAGAUCAAGAAGAUGAGACAGAUGACAAAGGAUCAAUCUCAACCUCGGUUAUUGUGGGUGUUACCCUUGGAUCCCUGUCCUUGCUGGGGAUUCUCAUCGCUGUCAACUUGUUUAUCAAAUCUAAUAGGUUCGGCCCCAAACGCCGUGCCCUGUCCACCGACAAGGUCAAUCAAGGAAUUGAGUUAGAUCAAGAAGCUGUUAAUAAGAAUGCAGAUAAGCAUGGUGUGACUUCCAGCAAACCAAGUGGUACGACAAUAGCUGGGGUGUCAGUUGAGGAAACAUCACUUGACGAGGAAUACCAUGAGGAGAAGCUGCCCAGGCCCGGUGAAGAGAUCCCGCCAAACGAAAAUGUGAACUGCUGAUCUGUAUGAAAAGGAAGGUGGCCCUUGUUCCUAGGGAAAAAACAGUUAUUUUUUUAAAACUUCUUCUCUUACGACUUUUCGCGUUCAUGAUUGUCCUCUGGUCGGAAAUACACGGAGUCGUUUUGGGAUUUUUUUUCCGUUGUAUAAUUCGGUAACCUCUGCUGUAAUUUCAUGCAAAGUAAGUUCCUUUAAGCCGACUGUCCAUGAUCUUGGCAACUCUAGCCACUAAAACACGAAAUUUGGGUAAAAUGUUUCUUGCGUUUGAUUUAAAGGGAAGCAAUCUAGAACUAGAAUAUUAUAAUUAAAACUUGAUGAUGUAAAGAGACCGAGGAUUCGACCAUGAAGAUAUUCGUAGAUACCUUGAAAUAAUACCUGGAUUUCAUUUUUACAUUGUAGAAAUCAAUUCCAACACAAUGAAGUAUUCGAUUUAGUUUUAAGUUGAUUUGAUGUUGUUCUUGGCUAUAUUAAAGAGGUUCAGAAAAGUUUUAGAUGGUAUUUAUUCAAGUUUGCAGAUAAAUGAGUUUACUGGAAGGUGGAGUUCUGGCAACAUGUUAACA